This is a messenger RNA of Panicum hallii, 2827 nucleotides long. Its product is annotated as ankyrin-3-like. The record is from RefSeq and is a predicted model, not a curated record. Gene Ontology annotation, molecular function: protein binding. Lineage: Eukaryota; Viridiplantae; Streptophyta; Magnoliopsida; Poales; Poaceae.
AGAGCUGCUGCUCGUCGCGCAGAAGCAUAGCGGCGGCGCGCGGCGCGUGGGUGGGCGGCGGCCAACGUGAUGCGCGGCGAGGGCAAGGGCGCCGCCGCGCCGGGUGGGGUGCGUGGCGAGCACCUGACCAGGCGGGGCCGCAAGGGGGGAAGCGUGAUGCGCGGCGAGGGAAUAGAUUUGACUUUCAGGUCGGCUAGAGAGUAGUGCGGGCACGGCGUCAGUAGUGUAGGUCUGCAAAUGUGUCAUGCUGUCGGGGACAACUGCACAUAUCCAUUGAAGAUAGAUAUAGGUGAAACACCUCUGUUUUUUGCAAUACUAGGUCAGGGAUCUCGGGCUAUUGUACAGUAUCUUAUCAACAGUGGUGCCGAUCCAAAUAAAGCAAACAAUCGUGGGAUUACUCCACUCCACCUUGCAGCAGGACAAGGUCACUGUGAAAUAGCAGAGUAUUUGUUGUCCAAAGGAGCUAAUGUUGAUCCCAUAUGUCAAGAUGGUGAAGCACCACUGCAUAUUGCUGCUCGCCGUGGAAUGUUAAGAAUGGUGAAAUUAUUGUUGAGCCAUCGUGCAGAUUGUAACAGACUUUCGGAUAAACUCCACACACCACUGGUGGCGUCCCUAUUUGGUUCUUCAUUGGAAUGCUUGGAGGCAUUUAUUAAGGCUGGUGCUAAUAUCAAUACUGGUAGUCGUGUAACUCCAUUAUCAGUAGCUGCUCGUAAAGGCUUAGCUGACUGCAUCAAUUGUUUGUUGAGUAAGGGCGCUAAUCCUAAUGAGCCUGAUGAAGAUGGUAAAUUGCCAAUAGAAAUUGCUGCAUCCAGAGGAUGGCGGGAAUGCGUUGAUAUUCUUUUGCCUGUAACAAACCCUUUGGAGAAAUAUGCAAACCUGAGCAUUGCUCAAAUGCUUCAACAAGAAGCAGCUGCACGGCAACACGAAGCACUUACGGCUGUUGUAGAUGGAGAUGUUGCAUAUUGGGAGAAGAAAUAUGCUCAUGCAUUGGGAUGCUACACUAAAGCAUUUAGGCUUGGCCAUGGUGAUCCAGCCUUGUAUGCAAAGAGGGGCCUUUGCCAUCUGAUGAUUCAUGAUCAUCAUAGAUUUUUGGAUGACGCGUAUUCCUACAUGGAUGCCAUGACACCAGAUUUAUCAGUACCUUGCUCUGAGGAAGCUGCUAAGAAAUUGGUGCUGGAGUACGGUAUGAAUUGGAAAGAACUGAGGCCUGGUUCUGGAAGCAACCUGACUGACGAAACUGACCAAGCAUCCAGAACCCAGGCGCCUAGACACUUCUCGAUCCUUCCGGAAAGUCUAGGAUCCCGGAGACUGGACGCCCGCGUGCCCCCCGGCCCCUCCGACGCCGCCAUCCAGACUGCCCGUGAUGGCAACCUCCGCCGCCGCCGCCGCCGCCAAACAGCGAGCGGCUUGGACUUGCGGGGAGUGAGGGGCUCCUAGGGGCGGACCUUGCUCCACUUCGCGGCGGCUGAGGGGCGCCUCAAGGUCUGCAAGUUCCUGGUGGAGGGAUCGGGGCUCCACGUCGACUCCACCUCCGCGGAAGGCGAGACGCCGAUUCUCCUCGCCGCCGGAGCUGAGGGGCGCGACAUCCUCCCCGCUUUGAGGUACCUUCUGGAUCGCGGCGGCGACCCGGCCAUGCCCGACGCCAGGGGAUCCACGCCGCUGCACAACGCGGCGGAGUAUGGGAACUGCAAGGCCGUAAGACUGCUGCUGUCCAAGGGUGUUCCCGUCGAUCCUCUCGGUCAUCGCGGGACGCCGCUGCACUUGGCUGCAGGGUACGGCCACGACCAGGCUAUGAAGAUCCUGCUGGAGCAUGGAGCCGAUCCCAAUAGAGUUGUCAAUCAUGUUCAUUCACCGCUCAUGGCGGCAUGUUACGCGCAUUCCUUGGAAUGUAUGAAGCUUCUUGUUGAGGUCCUGUUACUUCUUGCUCCCUUGAAGUAUUCUGAAUUCUACUAUGCUGGUGCUGAUGUGAACUUUAGAAGUCCGUCUGCCCCACCUGUUUUGAUGUUGGCAGUUAAUGAUGGCUUAACUGACAUUGUCAACUUCUUGCUGGAGGUCGGAGCUGACCCUAACAUUCAUGUUUGGGAUGGGAAGUUCCCAAUCAUGUUAGCAGCAGCUCAUGAACAUCAUGAGCUUGUUGAAAUUCUAUUUCCUCGUACAAAACCAAUUCCAUCUUUGAUCGACUGGAGUGUUGAUGGGAUUAUUAGAUACAUCAAAUAUCCGCACUUGGAGCCUCGGGAGGUGGUGGAAGAAAAGAUAGCUGAUGCGAAGUCACAAGGAAAAGAAGCCUUUGCAAAAGGGGACUACCUUGCUGCAAUCUACUUCUAUGACCUGGCAAUGGGAAAAGAUCCACUCGAUGCCACCUUAUUCGCCAACUGGAGCCUAUGCUGGUUGCGGCUGAGAGAAGGGGAGAGGGCUCUGUCAGAUGCUCGGGAUUGCAGAGCGCUGAACCCACGUUGGGCAACGGCAUGGUACCGUGAGGGCGCGGCUCUCAGCUUGCUGAAGAACUACAAAGCAGCAGCCGAUGCGUUUGUGGAAGCGCUGAAGCUUGACCCUGCAAACAACGAGACCAAGAAAGCGUUGAGGGAGGCCACGGAGUCUAUGAACUAUGAAGAGCGCUGAUCUCUCUGGACAACAGAACCACCAAGCUGCUGCAUCCGUUCGAUCUGAUAAUCCUCUAUAACAUAUAUGGGGAUUGUAACUAACGUAGCAAACAAAGUAGAACGUAGUGCUGCUAAGUCUAGUUUCAUGCCGUUCUUCACUCUUCAAUCUUUUGCAAAACAUUUUGUUGCUGCCUGGAUUGAACAAUGUGUUCUGUUCGGUUGUUCCA